GCUGACUCAGCCCGGGCGGGGCUCCCGAACUUUCCCCGAGCUUUUUCUCCCGAUCCUACAACUCCAAAAACCGGAGCGGAGCCGCCGCCUGUCCCAGCCAUGCCCACAGAGACGGAGCGCUGCAUCGAGUCGCUGCUGGCCGUGUUCCAGCGCUACGCCGGCCGCGAGGGCGACUCCUGCACCCUCUCCAAGCGGGAAUUCCGCGCCUUCAUGGACACCGAGCUGGCCGCCUUCACCAAGAACCAGAAGGACCCGGGCGUGGUGGACAGGAUGAUGAAGAAGCUGGACAUGAACAGCGACGGGCAGUUGGACUUCCAGGAGUUCCUGAACCUCAUCGGGGGCAUCGCCGUGGCCUGCCACGACUCCCUGAUCCUCAAAUCCCCCAAACCCUGAACCCAGAGGCUCCGGCUCCAGCCCAGAUCCCCCCCGGAAUUCCCCAUGGAAUGCUGGAAGUGAGGGAAUGCGAGCAUUCCCUUUUUCACCCCCCUCCCCCUGCUUUUUUAUGGAUAAAUAAAAGUUUGAAAACGUUGAA
Agelaius phoeniceus (red-winged blackbird) is the source of this 532-nucleotide messenger RNA. Its product is annotated as protein S100-A11. NCBI's taxonomy places the organism in Eukaryota, Metazoa, Chordata, Aves, Passeriformes, Icteridae. The record is from RefSeq and is a predicted model, not a curated record. Gene Ontology annotation, cellular component: cytoplasm. Gene Ontology annotation, molecular function: calcium-dependent protein binding; calcium ion binding; S100 protein binding. Gene Ontology annotation, biological process: regulation of cell population proliferation.